UAAUCGGGACUUGCAACGCCCGCGGUUGAGCGGAACUCUUGUCUGCGCUAAUGUUUUCCACACCGACAGAUUUCUGCGUAGCUCCUUCCGCUCCGGUUGCAGCCUGUUUUCACGCACAGCACAGCCACUAAGCUAACAACACUGAGUACUGUUAAAGGGAUCAAUCAAUCAUUUACUUCCUCACAUUUUACUUUAGGAACACAAAUAGUUGAAGAUGACCGACCGUUACAACAUCCACAGUCAGCUGGAGCAUCUGCAGUCCAAGUACAUCGGCACAGGCCACGCAGACACCAGUAAAUGGGAAUGGCUGGUUAACCAGCACAGAGACUCGUACUGCUCCUACAUGGGCCAUUUCGACCUUCUCAACUACUUCGCUGUCGCUGAGAACGAGAGCAAGGCUCGGGUCCGCUUUAACCUGAUGGAGAAGAUGCUGCAGCCGUGUGGUCCACCAGCUGACAAACCUGAGGAUGCUUAGGGCUGUUUUGACUCGGUCUUUAAAGCAGGAUGUUUAUGUUCAUUCAGUGCUGGGAGAUCAAAUAUAGAGGCCAUAGACACUGGAGGGUUGUGGGUGCUCUUUGAAUCCUCUCGUUUGUGAACCAAUCAGUGUUUUCUCUCUUUUUUUAUGCUUAUUUUUUGUGGUAUUUUGUAUAGAUUUUUGAACAAGUGUCUUUGAAGAUAAUAAAGUUGAUACCCUAUCACAAAUGCA
Molecule: messenger RNA, 706 nt
Organism: Cyprinus carpio (common carp)
Lineage: Eukaryota; Metazoa; Chordata; Actinopteri; Cypriniformes; Cyprinidae
Product: splicing factor 3B subunit 5
Exons: 2
Coding region: 215-475 (86 amino acids)
Biological process (GO): mRNA splicing, via spliceosome
Cellular component (GO): precatalytic spliceosome; U2 snRNP
Source: RefSeq, a predicted model, not a curated record